UUUACAGCCUGUGAGGAUCAUUUCACACAAACCUUUUGAAGAGAUCGCAUCUCAGUGAGACAGAGACAGAAUAUAUCUAAACCGAACAACACGAGUACAGUUUACCAACUGAUACCAGAACAUCCAGCAACCAUGUUUGCAAACCAGAACAGUUCCCUCAUCUCUGAAAUGGAGCUUGUUAAGAGCUUGAUGAAAUUGACUCCAGAGGAGAGGAAAAAGGAGGUCAGGAGAAGGAUGUAUGAGGAGCUGAAAGCUGUGGAGAUGGAGCGCAGAGAGCGCGCCAUGGAGAAGCUCAAGAUGGAAAGAGAGGAAAGAGAACACCUGGAAGAAAUGGUGAGGAGACAGAGAGAAAAGUCUCUGGAGGAGAGGAAGAUACAGGAGGCCAGACAGAGAGAGGAGGAGGAGAGAAAGGCCCAUGAACUCAAGGCCCUGCAGAAAGCAGAACUAGAGAAAGUGAAGCAAGAGAGGCUUCCCUGGAAAGAGAUGAUGCAGGUGGAGGAGGAGCCGGGCAGAAGGCCCAGGUACACAACCUGUGCUCUGAAAGAGGAGCAGCAGGAGAGGCAGGAGGAGGCCGAGCUUUACCGCCCGCAGAGGGUGAGGGACAGAGCCAGCCGUGAUCGCCCAACCUCUGACCUGAAGGCUCCCAAACAUCAGGAGAGAAAGAAAGCCCUGAUUAAUAACUGGGUGGGAGAGCAAAAAUCAGAGAGCGAGGCAGUCAGAGAGAUGCCCGUCCCAGUCAAAUGCACAUCCCCCUGCUUUUCUGCAAAAAUGGCCCCUCAGUCUAAAGAAAAAACAGACAAGCAAACACCAAAACCCAAGGAGCCCAAGCAGUGGCUGCCAGACAGACUGAAGGUCCAGUACUGGGUGGGCAGAUACCAGGACCAUAAGGAGAAGAAGGACGAGAAGAGGAAGCAGAAGGCUGAGGAGCAGUACGCUCGAUGGGCCGCCAUCAAGGCGAGCAGAGCCGGCCAUGCUUCCCGGCAGAACAACUCUUAUGCUGGAGGGUUUUCUGCAAACAGAAACAGCAUCCUAAAAUCCAUAUUUUAAUGUUCUUUACUUUGUGUGUGUGUUGUCUUGUGAUUGAGCACAAUAAAUCUGUGUUGUGGUGUAAACAAA
Molecule: messenger RNA, 1116 nt
Organism: Notolabrus celidotus (New Zealand spotty)
Lineage: Eukaryota; Metazoa; Chordata; Actinopteri; Labriformes; Labridae
Product: vicilin-like seed storage protein At2g18540
Exons: 2
Coding region: 133-1047 (304 amino acids)
Source: RefSeq, a predicted model, not a curated record